AUGCGCACGGUCAGCCCGAUCCCGCAAGAUAUUCGCGAGAAAUUGCUCCCGAUUUGUGUUCCCAACCGAACUGACGCAAUCUCGGUCCCUCGGACAACCGAGUCCACGGAACGAUUGACUGGACCGAUCGCUCCCAAUCAGCUACAACUAACCAAGGCAACCGUGCAUGGAACAGCCACAUCCGAUUCGACAACGUGGAAUCUUCAGGGAAUUGAUUCAGGUAUUCCGGACUUGUAUACGGUGUAA
This is a messenger RNA of Echinostoma caproni, 246 nucleotides long. NCBI's taxonomy places the organism in Eukaryota, Metazoa, Platyhelminthes, Trematoda, Plagiorchiida, Echinostomatidae. The record is from the annotation of a GenBank genome assembly.